AUGAACAAAUUAAAAUUUCCUACUGAUAACGAGAAUAAUGAGUUCUUUGACGAGGAUGCCAUUUCCAAGUCAACUAUUUAAGCAGUGAAUAAUUCAUUCGACAAAGAACAAUUGGACGAAUAAAUUGAAAGACCCUUCACUCCUGUGGAUGCUUAAAUAGAGAUGAUACCGAAGGAACAGUGUCCUCAUUGCAAACGCCAAUUCUUCGAGGGUCGUUUAACAUUACACUUACGUAGUUGUACAGCUCAACAUCCAUUUGUAAAAAAAUCCAAGAAAUAAAAAACAUAAGAAUUGCACACACAGCCCACCUUAUUGCCAUGUCCAUAUUGUCAUAAGAAAUAUAGAAAUCUAAAGGCACACACAUGUUAAGCGAGAACGAAAGCAUUGGACAAAUACAAAGUGGUCGCUUAGAUAAAUGAAGAAGAAGAGGCAGAUGAAACUUUGAUCUAGGAACUCUCCUCGAGUCAACCAUCAUUUCUACCCAAAAUAAAACAAAGAGUUGAAAGCAUAUUAUCACGUUCAGUGCCCAUAGCCAAGUGUCCCCAAUGUUAGAAGACAUUUGAACAGAAAGCAUAUGAAAAGCAUAUCACUCUCUGCAUACGUAUGAACAGUGGAAAUAAAUUCCAACGUAGUAUCUUCUGCACUAAUUGUGGCAAUAAAUUCGCCAACAAUCACAAAUACUGUGGUUCAUGUGGUAAAAAAAGACUAUGA
This is a messenger RNA of Paramecium octaurelia, 711 nucleotides long. NCBI's taxonomy places the organism in Eukaryota, Ciliophora, Oligohymenophorea, Peniculida, Parameciidae. The record is from the annotation of a GenBank genome assembly.